Molecule: messenger RNA, 1554 nt
Organism: Phalaenopsis equestris
Lineage: Eukaryota; Viridiplantae; Streptophyta; Magnoliopsida; Asparagales; Orchidaceae
Product: 2-oxoisovalerate dehydrogenase subunit beta 1, mitochondrial-like
Exons: 12
Coding region: 109-1179 (356 amino acids)
Biological process (GO): response to nutrient; branched-chain amino acid catabolic process
Molecular function (GO): catalytic activity
Source: RefSeq, a predicted model, not a curated record
UUGCUCUUAUCCUCUCAAGAGUGGCAGUUUACCCUUUAGCCGGCGGAGUCUCUCUCUCUCUCUCUCUCUCUCUCUCAUAUUUCAGUUGACCUCUGAAGUUGAUCGAGAAUGGCGAGGGUUCUGAGGAGGGAAAUGGGAAGAGGGCUAGCAGCUGCGACGAGGAGCUUCUCAUCAUCUUGUGAGGUGGAGAAAUUGGGGAGUGAGGGAAAGCCAAUCAAUCUCUUCUCUGCCAUCAACCAGGCUCUGCAUAUAGCUCUCGAAACAGACCCCCGUGCUUAUGUCUUUGGAGAGGACGUGGGCUUUGGUGGUGUCUUCCGCUGCACGACUGGAUUAGUUGAUCGAUUUGGUCGAAAUAGAGUAUUCAACACCCCGCUAUGUGAACAGGGAAUUGCUGGAUUUGCUAUAGGAUUGGCGGCAAUGGGAAAUCGAGCUAUAGCUGAAAUCCAAUUUGCAGACUACAUCUUUCCUGCCUUUGACCAGAUUGUUAAUGAAGCAGCUAAGUUCAGAUACCGAAGUGGUAAUGAAUUCAACUGUGGAGGUUUGACUAUAAGAAGCCCGUAUGGAGCAGUCGGCCAUGGCGGCCAUUAUCAUUCACAAUCACCGGAGGCUUUCUUCUGUCAUGUUCCUGGUCUUAAGGUUGUGAUACCUCGAAGCCCGAGGCAAGCAAAGGGCCUUUUACUAUCCAGCAUUCGUGAUCCAAAUCCGGUCGUGUUUUUUGAACCCAAGUGGCUCUACAGAUUGGCUGUCGAAGAAGUUCCCGAGCAUGACUAUAUGUUGCCUCUCUCUGAGGCAGAGGUGAUUCGUCAAGGUAGUGAUAUAACACUUGUUGGUUGGGGAGCUCAAAUUUCAGUUUUAGAACAAGCUUCCGAUGAUGCUGCAAAGGAUGGAAUAUCUUGCGAACUUAUUGAUCUGAGAACGUUGAUUCCUUGGGAUAAGGAGACAGUGGAAGCUUCUGUCAGAAAAACUGGAAGACUACUUGUCAGCCAUGAAGCUCCUGUGACAGGAGGUUUUGGUGCUGAGAUAUCUUCUACUAUUGCAGAACGCUGCUUCCUCAGACUGGAAGCUCCUAUAGCUAGAGUGUGUGGCCUGGACACUCCCUUCCCUCUUGUUUAUGAGCCCUUCUAUAUGCCAACAAAGAAUAAGAUUCUGGAUGCAAUCAAAGAAACUGUGAGUUAUUAAGCCGAAGUAGUUUCCAGACCAUUUACAUGGGAUCAUUUUAAUCACGGAGUUUAUAAAAAUGCACUCCUACAUUCCCAUCUGCGGUUAAGAGUGUGCAGCUGCAAUUAAUUUUUUUGGGGAGAUUUACAUAUCUACCCAUCCAAUUUCUAUGUAUUAGCAUAUCAAUCAUCAAAAUUUCAAUUUUUGCCUAUAUACCACUCUAUAUUGAAAUCGUAGGAAUUAGGUGGUUUGCACGCAAAAAUUAAAAUUUAGGUGAAUUAAUAUGUUAAUACAUAGAAAUUGGGCGGUAGGUAUGUAAAGGCCUCUUUUUUUUAUUGUUAAAUGUAAAGCAUGAUUUCAAAGUGAUUAUUGAACUAUUGAGAACAUGCAUUAAAA